AUGUCUGACAUCAAGGAUGAAAUUGAUUCAUCCUAUACUGUUGUAGAGUCUAAUGAAAUUUCAAAGCUUUUUAAUUUAAAAUCUGUUGAUAUAGAAAGAUAUGAAAAUCUGCCAGAAAAAAUUGUGCCAUCUUUACCAAAAUUUACAGAAGGCAAAAUCCAAGCAAGUGAACUUUGCAAACUGUUUGGAGCCUUAUUACCAAGUUCACUCACUUUGGAUAAACAUGGCUACAGCAUGAAGACAACACAGAAAUCACUAGAAGCUGGAUCCUCUCCUCCAGUCAAACAGCUGCUUGAUGAACCAGAGACUGUCACCACCAUAGAAACUGGGUAUAGAUACUUGAUCGGUGUGGCCUGUCUGAGUGAUGAAGAAAUCUGGACAAGUGGAGAUAAAAACAGAACCAUGAAACUCUACAGCAUCAAUCAGGGAUCACUACUCAAGUCAAUCAGAACCAAGACGGGGAACACACCAACUGAUAUAGCAGUGGCAAAAAGUGGAGACCUACUUUAUACCAAUAAUAAAGAUAGAACUGUGAACAUUGUGAAGAGUGAGAAGAUAGAGGUGAUCAGAUUACAGAACUGGAGACCUAAAGGUGUCUGUAGUUCUUUCUCUGGUGACCUCCUGGUUACCAUGAUCAGUGAUGAUUAUAAACAAACAAAAGUUGUCUGUUACUCUGACUCCACAGAGAAACAAACCGUUCAGUUUGAUGAUAAAGAUAAACCUCUCUAUUCAUCUAGUUCUGAUUAUAUAACUGAAAACAAAAACCUUGAUAUCUGUGUGUCUGACACUGGAGCAAAUGCAUUAGUGGUGGUCAAUCAGGCCGGGAAACUGAGAUUUAGGUACACAGGACAUACUUCUUCUCCACAGAACAAACCAUUCCGCCCACAGGGAAUUACCACAGACAGUCAGAGUCACAUCCUUACAGCUGAUAAUUAUAACGAGUGUAUCCACAUCAUAGACCAGGAUGGACAGUUUCUCCGUUAUAUAGAAUGUGGACUUAAUAAUCCGAUAGGACUAUGUACAGACACAUAUGACAAUCUGUUUGUUGCUGAAUAUAACAAAGGUCAAGUGAAAAAAUUAAAAUUUCUGAAGUGA
Molecule: messenger RNA, 1095 nt
Organism: Saccostrea cuccullata (small rock oyster)
Lineage: Eukaryota; Metazoa; Mollusca; Bivalvia; Ostreida; Ostreidae
Exons: 1
Coding region: 1-1095 (364 amino acids)
Biological process (GO): protein polyubiquitination; proteasome-mediated ubiquitin-dependent protein catabolic process
Molecular function (GO): protein binding; ubiquitin protein ligase activity
Source: RefSeq, a predicted model, not a curated record